AUGAUUGGAACGUCAACUUUACUAUCUAUUUAUACAUGGUCUUUACUGUUACAAGUAUGUAUGACCGAAAAGGUACCCGAAAAGGAUCAUAACUCAAAACAAUAUUUUACAAUAGAAUCUAAUCUCACACGAGAAGAAUUACAAACAUUACAUCCUUCGUGGACAUUUGAGCAUGAUGUACGUGGUCUAUUGAACCAUUAUGUCUUCUCCAGUACAUUACACAUAUUAAAUAAACGAUUCGAUCAUAGUGAUUUACCUGGAGUUAUAUCAUUUGAAGAUUUACCAUCUCAAAAAAAUACUUUGUUUAAAAGAUUACCUGUCCCAGAUGUACCGAUGGAUUCCAGUAUGUUACCAAUAAAAGAAGCUGAAGAAAAAUUGAAAAUUAAUGAUCCAAAUUUUGAAAAACAAUGGCAUUUAAUAAAUCCUGCAUUCCCAGGGAAUGAUAUAAAUGUAAAGCAGUUAUGGUAUGAUAAUAUUACAGGGAAUGGAGUUGUUGCAGCCAUCGUAGAUGAUGGUCUAGAUUAUGAAAACCCUGAUUUGAAAGAUAAUUUUUGUGUAGAAGGUUCUUGGGAUUUCAAUGAUAAUACAAAUUUACCAAAACCUAAACUAAAGGAUGAUUACCAUGGUACUAGAUGUGCAGGUGAAAUUGCCGGAGUGAAAAAUAAUGGAUUUUGUGGUAUUGGCGCUGCGUAUAACGCAAAAGUAUCAGGUUUGAGAAUCUUAUCUGGUGACUUAACAGCUGAAGAUGAAGCAGCCUCUUUGAUGUAUGCUUUAGAUAUAAAUGAUAUAUAUUCAUGUUCAUGGGGACCUGCUGAUGAUGGUACUCAUUUACAGGGACCAUCAGAUUUAGUGAAAAAGGCCUUUAUUAAAGGUACCAAUGAUGGUAGAGAUAAGAAAGGUGCCAUAUAUGUCUUCGCCAGUGGGAAUGGUGGUGCAUUUGGUGAUAAUUGUAACUAUGAUGGUUACACAAACUCAAUAUAUUCUAUCACAGUGGGCGCCAUCGAUCAUAAAGGUCUACAUCCGCCAUAUUCGGAGAGUUGUUCUGCAGUUCUAGUAGUAACAUAUUCAUCUGGUUCAGGUGAAUAUAUUCAUUCGACUGAUAUUGGUGAUAAAUGUAGUGAUCAUCAUGGUGGCACUUCUGCUGCUGCACCAUUGGCUGCUGGUAUAUAUGCUUUGUUACUAGAAGCCAACCCUAAUUUGACAUGGAGAGAUGUUCAAUAUUUAUCAAUCUUAUCUUCAAAAGAAGUAAUGAAUAGCGACGGUAACGGACAAAUGGGGGCAUUGAACAAGAUGUAUUCUCACCGUUAUGGUUAUGGUAAAAUCGACGCAUUCGAAUUGAUAUCAUUGGCCAAAGAAUGGAACAAUGUUAACCCACAAGCAUGGUUUUAUCCACCAACCAAAUAUUCUAAUCAAUGGACAAAUACUAGUGCUGAAGAUUUAGAGUCGACAAUUAUAGUCACAAAAAAAAAUCUAAAAGCAGCAAAUUUGAACUCUGUUGAACAUAUUGUUGUCACAGUUGACAUAGCAGCAGAUAUUAGAGGUAAAGUAGUUAUUGAUUUAGUCUCACCAUUUGGUAUGGUAUCGAACUUGGGUGUCGAAAGAGAAAGAGAUAAUUCCGGUGAAGGUUUCCCACACUGGUCCUUUAUGUCCGUAGCUCAUUGGGGUGAAUCUGGUGUUGGUGAUUGGAAAUUACAAGUCCGUUCUUUACAAGAUGGUAAUAGUGUCAAAGUCAAUAGUUGGAGAUUAAAAUUAUAUGGUGAAUCUAUUGAUCCUUCAAAGAGUAAAAUUUUUGAGUUUGGUAAUGAUAGAGAGGCAUUAGAUGAUAGUUCAUUAACAGGGAAACCAUCGGAAACUACAGAACCCACAGAUCCUACACCUGAAUCGGAAACAGCAAAACCUUCUCCAACUACAUCAGACGAUAAUUCAGAUAUGGAUGAGACAUUAGAUCAUAAUAAACCAAAACGUAUAUCCUCGCCAAGAGAUGCAAUGCAUUACUUCAUUUCAGUGUUCAUUAUUGGUGUUGUUUUCUUACUUUUAUAUUUUUCUUUUUUUGUUAAAUCAAGAAGAAGAAUAAGAAGAAGCAGAGCUGAAACGUAUGAAUUUGAUAUUAUUGACACAGAUUCCGAAUAUGAUUCUACAUUGGACCCUGCUAAUAUUUCAGCUAAUAGAGCUGUUGAGACAGAUGAACUAGAAGAUUUUGAUUUUGAUUUAUCUGAUGAAGAUAACUUAGUUAAUCAAGACGGUCAGGAAACGACAGGCGACGAAAUCUUACCUAAUAGUAAUAACAUGGACACGAGCAUUGAUAAGAUCCUUGAAACAAACCCAUUUGAAGAAGUUGACGAUUUUGAGGAUAAGAAUGAAGGACAUGUACCAAAUGAUGAUAAUACAGAAACACCUCCAUCUACUAAAGAAAACUAG
Messenger RNA from Maudiozyma barnettii, 2418 nucleotides. RefSeq names its product kexin KEX2 (gene KEX2). Gene Ontology annotation, molecular function: serine-type endopeptidase activity. Gene Ontology annotation, biological process: protein processing. Bases 1 to 2418 code for a protein of 805 amino acids. Gene Ontology annotation, cellular component: trans-Golgi network; Golgi membrane. The record is from RefSeq and is a predicted model, not a curated record. The transcript has a single exon. NCBI's taxonomy places the organism in Eukaryota, Fungi, Ascomycota, Saccharomycetes, Saccharomycetales, Saccharomycetaceae.